Molecule: messenger RNA, 1590 nt
Organism: Lotus japonicus
Lineage: Eukaryota; Viridiplantae; Streptophyta; Magnoliopsida; Fabales; Fabaceae
Product: vegetative cell wall protein gp1-like
Exons: 2
Coding region: 296-1288 (330 amino acids)
Source: RefSeq, a predicted model, not a curated record
UCAUAAAACUGAAAGACACUUAACAACAUGUCUAUUAACUUUCCAUCCGAUGCUGUAAGAGAACAAGUGUGAAACCAAUGAAAUGUUUUUGCAUGAUAUGAGCCAUUUCUAAGUCUUUAUCAGAGACAGCUAGAAGGAACAAAGAGCAGUAACCGUGUGUUACAGUGUUGCAUGAUUGCACAAAAAGAAAGAGGAUUAAUUAAGAGCACACCUUAACAGUUUGUGACAUAUAUAUAGACCCUCAUUAUUUAUUAGGUAGCACAGUUACCAAUUCACUUCACUCACAAACAUUAGAAUGUCUUGGUUCCUUGUAAUUCUGUUGCUCAGUCUCACAUGUUCAGAGGCUAGUAGCCAUGACAGCAAGAAGCUUCUACCCUCAGCUGUUGUGGUUGGCACUGUCUACUGUGACACAUGUUCUCAACAGGCUUUCUCCAUGGGCAGCCACUUCAUUUCAGGUGCAUCAGUAGCUGUAGAGUGCAAAGUUGGGAAUUCAAAACCAAGAUUCAAGAAAGAAGUGAAGACAAAUGAGCAUGGGGAAUUCAAAGUGCAGUUGCCUUUCCAUGUGAGGAAACAUGUGAGGAGAAUCAAGGGAUGUACUUUUAAGUUGUUAAGUAGUAGUGAGCCUCACUGUGCUGUGGCCUCAGCUGCUAGUUCUUCUUCUUCACUGAGUCUCAAGUCAAGAAAGCAGGGAGAACACAUAUUCUCAGCUGGAUUUUUCUCAUUCAAGCCUGUGAAAAAGCCAAACCUCUGUAGCCAAAAACAAAGCAGCUCAGGUAAAAUAGUUCCUGACCCUGAAGAUUUCUUUUUCUUUCCUCCAAUCCCAUUUUUUCCACCUCCUCUUAUCCCUAACCCAUUUCAGCCACCAUUAGUCCCUAACCCCUUUCAGCCACCACCAUUAAUCCCCAACCCGUUUCAGCCACCUCCUCUAAUUCCUAAUCCUUUUCAACCAAGUCCACCACCACUCUUACCUAACCCAUUCCAGCCACCAAGUCCACCACCACUCUUCCCUAAUCCAUUUCAACCACCAAGUCCACCACCACUUAUUCCUAAUCCAUUUCAGCCACCACCAAGUCCACCACCAUUUAUCCCUAACCCAUUCCAGCCUCCCCCAUCAAAGCAACCACCUUCACCUUUGUUUCCUUUCCCACCAAUAGUAAUACCAGGUUUAACUCCACCACCACCACCACCUCCUCCACCACCAUUUUUCCCUCCUUUCCCUCCAUUGUUCCCUCCACUUUUCCCUCCACCUGGCAGGCCUCCUAUUUCAACAAAGAAUUCUUCCCCUUGAUCAAGUGUGUGUUUGGAAUUCGUCUAUAGUCGAUUCUAAAAUCAGAAUCAAUUCUUAGGAGAAGUUUGUAUAAGUAUCUUAGGAGAAGUUUGUAUAAGUAGCAUAUAUCAAUGUACAAUUUAUCUACUUUAUGAUAUAAUUAGCUGAACAUGGGGAUGGAUAUACAGCAUUUAUAGUAAUAAUUAGUAAUAAAUAUAUGGAUAUAAGCUCAUCUUAGAGCUUAUCUUGUAAAAGUCUUGCUAUUUGUGUAAUUUGUAUCAUGAAAUUGUUUUAGAAAUGCAGAGUUUGAGCUUAUGUUGAAA